Molecule: messenger RNA, 2074 nt
Organism: Macrobrachium nipponense
Lineage: Eukaryota; Metazoa; Arthropoda; Malacostraca; Decapoda; Palaemonidae
Exons: 13
Coding region: 30-1871 (613 amino acids)
Biological process (GO): proteolysis
Molecular function (GO): serine-type endopeptidase activity
Source: RefSeq, a predicted model, not a curated record
UUCAGUAUCUUCUCUGAAGGUCGCGGAGGAUGACCACUCUCAGGAUAAUUCUUUGGCUGCUUUGUGCAUUGGGGAGAGGGGUGGCGUCACAGGGAAACGAAAAUGUUGAAGAUCAGCAUCUCAAGACUAUUGGAUCAUACUUCCAGAACAACGAGAACGGUAUAAUGAGUUUCCUCAAUAACCUCAACAUUGGAAAUACUCUGAAUUUGGGGAGGGCCCACACGGUCAGAUGUGGCGGACAAAGUAGCUCCCGACGAAUCACGUGGCAAAGCGACAGUUACCCUAGAGAGACGAUGCUCCCUCGAUGGUGUACCCUUCGCGUCUCGCCCAGAUCUUCAACCUGCGGCUACAGAGUGCACUUCGAAGACGUCGAUACGGCUACGCCACGGCGCGACUCAAUAACAGAAUGCGACGUGACCACUCCGUCCUUUAGGUUGGCACAUGGAAGGACCGUCUCCUGGCCCCUCUGCUCUGGAUUGACAGGUUUCGAAGGUAUCGUGGAAAUGAAGGCCUCAUCUGAGGAGGGCGAAAGGGACCCGAUCACCUUCCUGCUCACUCUCAAUCCAACUGUGCCUUCGGCCUUCAGCAUCAACGUGGAGGAGAUCGCGUGCGGCAACCUGACUGGCAGUUACAGAUCCCCAAACCACUGCGGGAUUAAAAACCCUUCCGAUAAUUCUCGCCAACGGGCUCUCCGGCAGGAGGACGAAGAUGGCAGAACUGAGCUGAGCGCCUCAAUCAAACAAGGACGCACCGUGCCUGAGGCGGAAACCGGCGCUGAAGACGAAAAGCUCUCAGCAAUUCCCACAGUCAAAAAUAGCAAGAGAAUCGAGAUUGACGAAGAUUCCGACGCUGAGGACAGUGACGCAACAAAGAGGCAGCGCUCCCCCGAGGAAAAGAUCAAGAAAAGGCUGAUGAAGAUCCUCAAGAGGAGAAGCGAUCCUUACUCCAAAGCUUUAACGAAACGCCUCCGUGGUGACGAAGCAGCAGUGAACACCUCCCCUACCUGGGCCGUUGAGGAGGAGGCAGAAGUCAACGAGUAUCCUUGGAUGGUAGCCAUCAGGAGGUCUAAUUUCAGCGACGGCGGAGGAACCUCCUCGGCAGAUGAAGCGAUACCUUCCCCCUGCAGCGGUGUCCUGCUGAGUGACAUCCACGUCCUGACGUCGGUGGAAUGCCUGAUCACCUAUACUUCUGGCCACAGGAUCGCAGCUACCAGCCUGUCCGUGCUCGUCGGGGACCACGACCUCAACACCAGAAAGGAGACGGAGAGCCGCGAGGUGCCGGUGGCGAAGGUCAUCUUCUCCUUCGACUAUUCUCCCGUCAACUACCGGGAAAGCCUGGCUGUCGUUAAGCUCAAACAAGCCGUGAGAAUGAACAGGGCCGUCAGACCUGUUUGCCUUCCGCUGAGAUACAACACCUUCCUGAGAACCAGUCUCGUGGCCGGGUGGCACAACACAAUGGUCAACCGGAGGAAAGUAGCGGCCUCCCUGAUGGUGGCCGAAGUGGAAUUAGCGGACGAAAGCGUCUGCAACACGACGGUCGCCCGUCUGGACGCCGUUAUGCAUGGAGUGCGAGCGGAAGAGGACGAAGAAGAGGACUGGGUGGAAACGGUCCCUUCUUUCAACAGAAACGAUUAUGUCUGCGCGGGAGUCGAAAGGAAUGCUAACCCUAUCUGUUCGAUUGGCUCAGGAGCGCCCCUCAUCCGCCAGGACACGUCCGGUGCCUACUACGUCACGGGUAUCGGCACCCCAGUCAACGUCUGCGGGCACGACUUGACCAGCCUCUUCGUGCGGGUCCAACCGGAGUCCAGCUUCCUCAGCCUCGCUCUGAGGAACGAAACGUCCAGGUUUCCGAUCAUUUGGGCGCUGCCGUAAUUUGUUGCGCUGUUGAAAUAAAGAGAUUUAUGUUGUAUUUAUUAAUUUUGUUAUUUGGAAACUGAAGUUUCGUAAUCAUCUGGGCUGGAGGAUAUAUAUGAUAUUACUCUCGAGCGAUGGGACAUCUUUAUUGAAGAUCAGUUAUUUCAAUAUUGCACUUGAAUGCGCAACUUAAAAGUUCUUGUUUGGAUUUUACACUCCCA